GUGGUAGGAGAGCGGGGAAAGGAGGAGGAGGAUAAGGAGGAGGAAGCGGACGAAGAUGAUCAUGACGGUGAAGAAUUCCGUGUGAGGGUAAGGAGAGAAGCAGCGCGAGGAGCGAGAGAUGAUAAGGUCCUUGCCAACCACCCAGAAAACGAGGGAGUCCAUGGGAGGAUCGGCCACCAACGACAGUUUUUUUGAGUCCCUGAGGAGGCGGUUGGUGUGUCGGGAAAGGUAGGUCGUCAGCAGAAACCUGUGGUGUUAGAUGUGAGAACGGCGGGUACGGUCAGCUGAAGACGCGAGUGUGAUUGUGUAGGACUGCUGCAUAUGCCAUUUUGUCAUGCGGAUGAGCGUGAGUGUAAUUGAAGAGGUGGAGGGGCGUGUUAUCAGCACAGUACUCUACCCAUGGCCAAGGAACGCCUUUUUUGUCCCUUAUUUUGACGAGGCGAGGAUGAGAAAAUGCUUCCAGAAUCAAGAGCACAGGUCGGUGGCUCGAGGCCCAUGGAACGUGUUUGGACGGCCAGGAUCAGGGGUUUGGUAUGGCUUAGUGCCGCCAUGGAAGAGGGCAACAAGCGCACAUUCAUGGGCGCAGGUGGUCCUGGGCAAAUGCAGCUGUCAGAAGGUGGUGCGCAAGGGCAGAGGCACACAGUUCAGCCAAGGGUCGACUUCAAUGAGAGGAUAUGCCUUGGUGUUUUUAUGAAAACUCUCAUGAAAAGAACCCUACUCCCUAAGGAAAAUGGUGAUGUGGCACUCUCAGAGCAAAGAGUGCCAUGUGCUCCAAGCAAAGGGCAGAGUGCCAUCUGUCUGAAGGAAAAAGGUGGUAGAUGCAGUUGGACUGCUGCUUGUCCCAGCGAGCGAAAAGAUGGUGGUUAGGUUCAGACCGCAAUGUGUCCUGAGACGCGGCUAGUCGGUACACAUUCGGGUGUCUCACACAGGCGAACAAUGAGCUACUUUCGCUCAACGUACCGCGACGUUUGAUGCAACUUUCAGUCGACAUACAGCGAUUAUGACCGGGCCUUCUAUUCGGGUAAACGACGGUAGCGGGAAUUGUCCCGAAGCAAGGGUGUCUAGAUGCAGUUGGACUGCUGCUACGGAUCCGAAUGACAAGAUCGUUCUUCCAAUCUCAACCAGACUGUGCAAAGCGUCCAGAGACAAGGCGGGGUAACUCAGCCGGGUGUCCCACACAGGCUGAUGGAAAGCUGGUGGGUUCUAUUGGAACUCCCAUGUGUCCCAAGGGUGCUGUGGUGGAUGGAGUCAGGGUGCCAUCUGUCCCAUGGUUGGCUGGAUUCCCUGCCACAGCGAGAACGAAGUCGAGGUUGACUUUGACUUAUGGGCCUCCGGAAUGGGUUGACUUUGACUUAUGGGCCUCUGUAACGGGUUGACUUUGACUUAUGGGCCUCCGCAAUCGCAGUGUCUGUCCGCGUUAGAUUGGUACCCAUGAUGUGUUUUCUAGUGGAUGCGUCUGUCAAGAGACGUGGUAAGUUUUGUGAAUCCCCCACCGAUGUGAAUGUGAAGCUCUGACGGAAAUCUUUUGCGCAUGACAUGGUGGAUUGUGAAUAUGAUUGCGUCUGUGAAUUGUCUUGUGUGGAGAUUGCCGGAUUUGAAUCUGUGCUUGCACACGGAGCAGGGCCUUGGGCCCAGAUGUACAGAUCUUUAAAAAUACCAUUGUGUGGACGGGGCUUCGGCUGGAUGCUCUCAAGCGAUUCUGCUUCACUCCUUUUUAACUGCUUUGAAUCGGAAUAAGUCACAUGAAAGAGUUUGUGAACACGUCAACAGGCCACCCUAGCUCCGGAAUUCAGGCCAAUAAGUCAAAGUCAACCCGUUUAAAGCCUCGGCUGCAGACGGGACACGCGUCUUGGGUUGGGUGUCUGCAGGUAUCCAGAAAAAUGUGGUCCACGUGGGACACGCGUGGGAAAUCUGAACCUGUACGCAAUUCCAGGCCAUUGGCUGAUGACUGAUCUGCCGAUCUGGGCCUCCGUACCCAGGAGAGCAGACAGAGGCUAGUGAACGAGAGUCGACACUAUAUGUUGAUGUUGAGGUUGACCCAGCGCCUGCUGGAGAGCAUUGAAUUUCAGUCUUGCUUGUGCGUUCGGCUUGUGCGACGAUGGGUCAAUGCUAGUGCGACGAUGGGAGACUGAUUAAGCGUUAUGCUGGUGCCAUUCUUUGUGCUUGGGGCCAGCCUUGUGGGUGAUUAUGCUGACGUGUCCAGAGCCUCACUGAUUCCGACAUUGAGGGAGCAUGGGUGAGUUGGAGGAGGAUCUGGACUGUGGAGUUGAUGUGUGGGAUGAGGGGAAGCGUACCUGGAGUGUGAUCUGCUGCUCGUCUUCAAGUGGACCUGUGCCAUCCUCGUUAGCUGUUACUGAAGUGGACGGGGUCACGGAGGAUGGGCGCAUUGUUGUGACCUGCGCAAGUACAUGUCAGAGAAUGUCAGAGGAGCACUGAUUUGCUGAGUUGGAAUUAGUGGGAGAUGCCCGAGGAGGAAGUGGGCGAGAGGUGGGGGCUACUGCGCUACUGACAAGGGACUAUCCUUUUCCUCUCCUCCUAUCUGUCUUAUCUCCCCACACCUCUGUCUCUUCUCUGGGUUAUGGUGUUGAGUGCAUCGGUUACCGCCUUUUCUGCAAAAGGCGAGAGCCCUCCUGGCCAUCUCACGCAGGAGGAAAAGAAAACCAAAACCAAGAGACAACUUAGAGACGAUGCAUAAAUAGUCCCCCGAACCACUGAGAUGGACGUGGUCACGUCGUCCCUUCGCCGCCCUAGCCGGGUCGGCCAGCUGUACUUCUUGCAGUCCCCUACGACAGGAUAGGAUGGUGGGAGAUUUCAUGUACCAAAAAAGCUUGGACUUAUCAUCGAUUUUUGGAGACAGCAUUGUUGCGCUGAAUUAUACGUGCAUCACAACAUGUUUGAGCUUCUCAUUUGUUUGGGUUCAUUACUUGGGUGUUGAUGAAGAAAGAAAUGGCUGCAGCAAACAGAAUGAAAGAUGCAGAAGAAGAAGGAACAUGAUUGUCUCGGUACUUUGCAAUGGCAGUAGUUAAUAUGGCUCCUUUUUCUGGGUGCUGCCUUCCAUUUGUGGUAGAAGAAGAAGAAGAAGAAGAAGGUUGGUGAUGGCGGACAAUGAUGUGAGGCACUUUGGAUCUCUCUCUCUCUCUCUCUCUCUCUCUCUCUCUCUCUCUCACACACACACACACACACACACACAAACACACACACACACACACAGACACCGCUUUGUGACAGGCUUUAAUGGGUUAAGGUAGUGCCUGCCGUACUGAACCGGGCCCAUCAGUGGCGUGAAGCGGGUCUGGGACUGUUUUGCGGCAGGGCUCCCAGUGGACGGUGCUCUUUUCAG
Messenger RNA from Chara braunii, 3340 nucleotides. Lineage: Eukaryota; Viridiplantae; Streptophyta; Charophyceae; Charales; Characeae. The record is from the annotation of a GenBank genome assembly.